AUGAUCAGAAAACGUAAAGUUAUUUGUACACAUUCCACAGGAUCAUCUCCGACAACAAGCAGUGUUUCAGCAAUCACAGCUACUUUGUUACGAAGUGUUCCUACAUCAUCUUCUAAUGGAAAUAAAACAUCCCAAACAACACUCACUUCUGUACAGGUAUUACCAGUCACAAACAACAGCACCUCUACUACAGGGACGACCCAUUCACUUCCACUGAUUUCCAAAGCUGCAGCAUCCAAGUUGACUCCGACGACUAUCGGUCCAACCGCUAACAUAACUGAACAUUUCAGAAGGAAUGACACACACCCAGAAAGCACAUCUCAGAAUACAACACAAAGUAGCAGCUCUGGGAACACAGACCUUGUGCUGGAUACUCCCUCUUACACCGGUAUUAUUUUGCCAGUCAUCAUUGCUUUGAUAGCAAUAACCCUCUCAGUAUGCAUCCUGGUAGCUUUGUACAGAAUCUGCUGGAAGACAACACCAGAGAGGCAAGAGAAUGAAACUGAACACACUUCAUUAGAUAAAGAGAAUGUGAAAUUAAUUUCUGUUAAGACAACUUCUCCAGAGUCUGGAGAACACUCAUCUCAGGGGAAGAAUAAAACUCGGCAGCAUGAUGAUUCCUCUUCACAUUUGGGCAACAAAUGAGUGUGAAGAAUUCCUAUUUCAUGGUUUCUUGCUGGAUUCACUCAACAAAGCAGACAUUCCCCCUGGAACACUGUGGAUCAACAGACAAAUAAAAUAUGCACAUUUAACUACUGUAUAACGUGUUACUCUGAACUGGCUCUUUCUCAUGUCUAUGCCUGCUGUUUUCCGUUGGAAAGCCUCUUUUUCUUUUUGUCUCUGAUGUCACUGGUGUAUAGUAUAUAUUUAUUG
Messenger RNA from Euleptes europaea (tarantolino), 873 nucleotides. It is a transcript of the gene EMCN, whose product is annotated as endomucin. The transcript is spliced from 10 exons. The record is from RefSeq and is a predicted model, not a curated record. The coding region runs from base 1 to 645 and encodes 214 amino acids. Lineage: Eukaryota; Metazoa; Chordata; Lepidosauria; Squamata; Sphaerodactylidae.